AGUUGGUUGUUAUAGUUACAGCGGUGGGGAAAGAGGAGCUAGCCAGUGAGGCUAACUGCAUCACUUACACCUGUGCUUCACUGUGGAACAUUUUACUUUCACACAAACAGGUUGGAGAUGUGUCCUGUCAUAACCACAUUCAGCUGACACAGAGCAGAACAUCUCCAUCUCUGUGGUGGAAAUGCCAGCUGUGACCCGGGAUAAAGAGGAUUCGGAGGCUCCGUCAGAAGAUGAGCCGGUAUGUCAUCCCUGCAUUGCCUGGAGUGGCGUCAGCAGGAAGAUCCCGGUUUUACUGUUCCAUGCUGAAGCUAUUGUGUUGAAAGAUGCAAACAUUCGCUCCAUUGGAGAAAAAUAUAACUUAGCUUUCAAGAUUGUGCGCACUGAGAGCCGACUUGUGCGUGGCAUACUUGUGAGUCAUGGAUUCCAUGAGGUACACCCAAACAGUAAUGACUUCAACCUGAUGUGGACAGGCUCCCACCUUAAGACUUACCUGCUUCGCACUCUUCAAGAUUUCCAGAAAGUCAACCACUUCCCCAGGUCAUAUGAGCUGACGCGGAAAGAUCGGCUUUACAAAAACAUUCAGAGGAUGCAGCAGACACACGGCUUUCAGAACUUCCACAUUGUGCCCCAGACCUUCGUGCUUCCUGCUGAAUACCAGGAAUUCUGCAAUUACUUCUGCAAGGAUAAGGGCCCAUGGAUUAUCAAACCUGUGGCAUCUUCCAGAGGCAGGGGUAUCUACCUGGUCAGCAGUCCAAGCCAGAUUCCGCUGGAUGAGAACAUACUGGUGUCCCGAUACAUUAGCAAUCCUUUACUGAUUGAUGAUUUUAAAUUUGAUGUACGGUUAUAUGUGCUAGUGACCUCCUAUGACCCCAUCAUCAUCUAUGUUUACGAAGAAGGACUUGCCAGAUUUGCCACUGUGAAGUAUGACCAUGCUGUGAAGAACAUCAAGAACCAGUUUAUGCACCUUACCAACUACAGUGUAAACAAGAAGAGCAGUGACUAUGUCAGCUGCGAUGACCCUGAAGUAGAGGAUUAUGGGAACAAAUGGAGCAUGAGUGCAAUGCUGAGGUAUUUGAGACAGGAGGGAAAGGACACCACAUUGCUGAUGGGUCAGAUAGAGGACCUGAUCAUUAAAGCUGUGCUGAGUGCAGAGAUACAGAUUGCUACAGCCUGCAAGACGUUUGCCCCUCAUAGGAACAACUGCUUUGAACUGUAUGGUUUUGAUGUUCUCAUUGAUUCCAACCUCAAGCCAUGGCUUCUGGAAGUGAACCUCUCGCCAUCUUUGGCGUGUGAUGCUCCUCUUGAUCUGAAGAUAAAGGCCAGCAUGAUCUCAGAUAUGUUCUCACUUGUGGGGUUCGUAUGUCAAGACCCAGGACUGAAACAGAUGCGGUCAGAUAAAGCUGGGCUUGACCCCAGUGUGAAGAACCAGACCCAAAAAACUCAGCGGCCUUCCUCUGUGCAGUCUGCCAAAUCCAAAAUGUGUCAGAGACCUCAGUCUGCUACCAACACUGAUGCUGAAGAGCAGAAAGAGAAACAGGAGGUCAAGCAGGUGGACACACUGGGCUUGACAGCAGAGGAGUUGAAAGUUUUGAGGAGAACACAGGAGGAGCAUGAGAGAAGAGGUGGAUUCAUCCGCAUUUUCCCCACACCACAAACUUGGGAACUUUACAGUGGUUAUCUGGAAUACAAGACAUCUAUGAACUCCAUGUUGGCUAAUAAACUUUUCCAUGGAAGGUCAGGAAAAACAUCUGUGACCUCACAAGCAAGGAAUAAGUUGAAAGGUAAUAUGCUUUUGGAGGUUGAGUCACUUAAAACCUGUCACGAAGUCCAGUAUGAGAGGAAAUUGCUUUCUCUGGAGGCCCGAAGACGUAGACAAAAGCAUAUAGCUGGCUCUACCACUACUAGAAGGAAGAAAGCAGGUCGACAACUCUCACCGUCUUCUCCUCACAGCAGUGAGAAUGAAGAAGGAGAUGAGGGAGAGGAGCAAAGGCCACAGGAAAACCAAGAACACACAACUUCGCACACAGACUCUCAGCCCACCCCAACAGAGAAUGUCCAAACUGAAAAACACUUUCUAGUUAGGGUCAGCAAACCUAAAGUGGAUCUAUUGCACAUUCUCCAGCAGGGAUGGGAUCUCAGUAAGGUGCAGGCCCGGAUGGCCUUCUCUUCCUACCUUCACCGAGUCCAGAUGAGGCUGCUUACAGAGAGCAGAGCAAACCGUAGCUCUGCCUCAUCAGAGAGGGACAAUGACCAAAUGGAGUUGGUAAUGCGCUUCCUAAAGAGAGCUGCCAGUAACCUGCAGCAGGACAUGCGUGUGGUGUUGCCCAGCCGCCAGCUUUCCCUGCCUGACCGUCAACGCAUAUUGUCCCAUCAACUGGGGGAAUUCAUCCACUUCUAUAACAAGGAGACUGAGCAAAUGGUCAAAAGUUUGGAGAAGAUUAAAGAUGAAGAUCAUUGUAUCAAUCCAAAUGUAUUUCAGGAGUUUAUUCUGGAAGCAAGUGAAAGUGAUCUAGAAGAAGUCCUCACUUUCUACACACACAAGAACCAAUCUGCCAGCGUGUUUUUGGGGACCAAAUCUCAGAGUUCUGAGACAGACAGUAACAAAGAAUGCCGGAAGGGCUCAGGAGAACCAGCAAAAUAUCACACCAGGAAAACUUUGAUGAAUGCCAAAUCAGAGUCCUCUGUGACUGUUGUCAAGGCCAGCCAAGCAAAAAAAGAAGAAGAAAUUCAAGAGAGUGCAACCCAACCCAGAGAGAACAAAAUCGCUAUAACUCUUAAUACGGCCAAGCACCGUAACACUGUCCAAAAUAGAGAUAGCAAAUGCAGUACAUUAAAUAACAGUGAAAACAGAAGCAACAAAACCCAGAUUGGAGAUACAGUGACUGAAGUUCAGUCUGAAGUCUUAGCUGCAUUUGAGACUGAAAGUAAUGAAAUCAAAAUGAGAAGUACACCAGAUGGAGACCUUGGCAGUGACAAAUCCCACCCCACAGCCCUAUCAAAAAUAGUCAAAGUCAACGAGGUGCAGCCUGAAAUUGUAAAAAGUUGUAAAGCCCAAGCCAGGGUUCUGGCUUCCCAGCACACUUCGUCUUAUCCUGCAGCCUUAGACUGUGAGCACAUCCACCUGCAGCACUGUUUCCCACCACCUGUUUCUGAACCCCAACCCCCACCAUACAUUCAGCCUCCACCACACCCACAUGCUGAACCUCAAAACAAACCACAGGCUGCUCUACCUUCUUCAUCCAACACCCUCCAGCCUACACGUGUCAUGUGGGCUUCAUCAGUUUCUAGUUCAGCUGGAUCAGUGGCUACUACUGAUGUACUGCAGCGACUCCGGUUUUCUCGUUUGGAACAGCCUUCUACUAAUGGCAUCUCCACUGGAACGUCCAAUCCCAACGCUGUGAACUUCUACAAUCAGAAACUCUCACGCCCUUCCUCUGCAGGGCAGGUGAUUCAUAAGGCUAGUAAACCCCGACCUGGUUCUGCAGGAGUGUUUAAGGAGCCAGAUUCGCUGUCAGCCCAGGCCCAGUCUAACCAGCAGGCUAUUGUCUCUGCCCUGAAGAAACUAGUGGAGAAACAAGCAGCUCGCCAGUACAGCACCUCCAGCCACAUUAGCCUGCUUACACAACAUUUGACCAAUCUGAACCUGGCCAAUGGAGUGUUCAGCAGAGGAGGACUCAGCCUGUCCCCAGGGGUGCAGCCUGCAACAGUGAGAGCCCUACACUCAGACGCUAGCCUCUCUGGAGCUGGCAGUCACAGGUGUGAAGCUAUGGGUGAUGGAGAGCAUAACCACAUUAUAAGAGCCACUCCACAACAAAGUUGUCAGCCUACCUCUGGUAGCUAUCAGCUCCAAUUUGCCAUUCAGCAACUCCAGCAGCAAAAAGUGCAGUCCAGGCAACUGCUGGACCAGAGCCGGACACGUCAUCAGGCCAUGCUGGCUGGACACACACUUGUGCCUGGUGCUGUGCCCCAAAACCAUGUUCCCUCCAGCUCAUCCUGUGUUCAAAUCAGCCAGCAGUCCCGGUACACCAUGAACCAAGCACUGAGUGCCCAGAGCCAUUCCAAAGCCCAGAUCCUCAGUCGUGGGGUCACCGUUCUUACCCCCAAACCUCCCAGCACCAUACCAAAAGAUGGACCCUCACGCAAAGCUGCCACCCAACGCAUCACCAAGCAAGCACCACCUGAUGCUCCGUCCAGUAACGGCAUAUCCAAUCGACAACAUGUUGUCUAUGACACCAUGUGUGGAAAGACAGGUCUCUCUGUUUAUAGCAAACUAUUCCAGACUCAUGGGUCCAAUCACAGAUGACUGAGCGAGGGCUGGUCCAGUAACCACCUGCAGGUGUAGGAUCCACUCACUGGUACAGAUGUUUCUAAUAUAAAAAUGAACCCUAGGUUUCACCUGAUGCAAUUGCCUCUACCCCCCAAAAAAGGUCAGCUGUGCAGUUAAUGUACCAAAAAUGUAUUUUUUGUGCUUCCUAACCUUGUUAUCUUCCUCCAUGUGCUGUCCCUCAUGCUAGACAAGAAUCAUAUCUUCCCUUAUAGUAUUUUCAGUCUGGGAACAGCUGACAAAUGCUGCUACCCCUGAGACAGUGGCUGACAUCAAACCAGCCUUAUUUAUUUUCUUGGAGAGCAUGUGGGUGUGCAACAGGAUAGCCUGCAGUGUAAGAAAUCCCUGGCUUUGACGCGAACGAGGAUCUGUUCCAUGGCCCAAGACUUUCCGGUGGCCUUCAGUUCCUCCCCAUCCCACCACUGCAGUUGUCCAGCCCCAUUCUCACAUGCAACUGCUGCCAUGGAAAGACUGUGUGAAUAGACAGGCAACAACAGCUGCUGCCUCUACUGUACUGCGCCUGCACACUAUAACAGGCCUGGCAAAAUAAGUGCAGGCUCUUCAUUACAAGCAGUUUUAAUUUUGAAUAUGUGACACAGUUUGGGUUGCAGUUACAUUACAUAAACCACUUUUAAGAGAGAACGCCCAUGCAUUUAAAACUGUGUUUCUUUUCUUGUUUGAAACUAAUGGAAUCAAAAGCAUUACAGCGAAUGUGUAAUGUCUGAAUGAUUAUUUGACCUUUCAAGACAUCUGACAGGAGUCUAUUGAAGAAGGAUAAAUGUUUUUAUAUACUGCUAAAUUGUUGUAAACAAAGUGUAGCUUUAAAUAUCCCCAAAGGACACUAAGAUAGUAAAAGACUUUCUAAGCAUGCAUCAUAGAACUGUGUCACACUGUGUCAGUCCAGACCGUUAAUGCUCUGUGUAAAAGUGCCUCAUUCAGGUGCCACAUAAUGCUUGUAUAUUGGCAUCUUUGAGUACAUUGUGUCAUGUUUUUAUGAUGUGUUCUGAAAGUACUUCUUUCAUGGCACCCUUAACAGUCGGAGUCAUAGAAAUAGGUGGCUCCGUAGCAUAACUGGAUCUGUGUAAUUCAUUAACGGCCCCUAAAAUAAAUCUCAAGUUUACAUUUCUGGAUAAUGAUUUGAGGGAAACCUAAUUAUGUCUUUCUAUUUGAAAGCAGUUGACACUUCCACAGUGUGCCCUAAUAGUACAGCAGUUAGAUAAAUCCUGUCUCAGGGAGAAUUGGUAGUUAUGUUGAUUUGUUUGACAGACAUAUUCACACCUCUCCUGGUAUGCUAAUUAUUAAUAAAGUGUUAUAUUAGGCUUGGCAGUUGGCAUGGUACAUUGUUGGAACCUGUUAAUAUUUUUUGUUUCAUAAACAUUUACUGAUUAGAUCAAAUGCUGUUUCCAUUUUUGUAGACUGUAAGUUUUUCUUUGUCAUAAUGUGUGGCCAUCAAGGCAUAAUUCUGAUGUAUGCAAAACAAAACCUAAUGUCCUAAAUCAAGGAUAUUAUACUGUAACAUUUAUUUUCUCAGGGUUUGGCUUUAUUUAUUUUUUUCUUUUUGGGAAAUCUUUAGUUUAGUUUUUAUAGUGUUUUAUUAUUUUGUACUUGUCCUGUGUGUACUUGACAACUCUCAACAUAAAUCAAAAUAACUUUGUGUUAUUGAUUAUUACAGUGUGGAACUGAAUGUUUGGAGUCUGUGACAGAAAUGUGUAUGAAUAUAAGCCUAACAAGUUAUUAAUAUUUGAUUAACUCACAAUCCACUGAGAUGUGCUAGUAAAGAGAUGGUAGAAAUCUCUAUUCCAUGUCGAACGCAGUUUAAGUGGUUGUGGUUAUAGUGCACAUUGUGAAAUUCUUCUGGAUACAUAAUUAUAGUUUUAAUCGAAGACAAAAUUUACAGUUGUCUGUGACAUGACUAGAAGAAUGUUACAUGUAUACUUGAAUUGUUUAAUGAAAAUGUUGUCUCCUUCUUUAUUAGUAAAUGCACCAAGAUUGUGCCGGUAA
Messenger RNA from Colossoma macropomum (tambaqui), 6325 nucleotides. RefSeq names its product tubulin tyrosine ligase-like family, member 5 (gene ttll5). The transcript has 33 exons. The record is from RefSeq and is a predicted model, not a curated record. Lineage: Eukaryota; Metazoa; Chordata; Actinopteri; Characiformes; Serrasalmidae. Bases 182 to 4303 code for a protein of 1373 amino acids. Gene Ontology annotation, cellular component: cilium. Gene Ontology annotation, molecular function: tubulin binding; tubulin-glutamic acid ligase activity. Gene Ontology annotation, biological process: protein polyglutamylation; microtubule cytoskeleton organization.